Drosophila miranda is the source of this 317-nucleotide messenger RNA. Its product is annotated as immune-induced peptide 14-like. NCBI's taxonomy places the organism in Eukaryota, Metazoa, Arthropoda, Insecta, Diptera, Drosophilidae. The record is from RefSeq and is a predicted model, not a curated record. The transcript is spliced from 2 exons. The coding region runs from base 124 to 303 and encodes 59 amino acids.
GCUGUGGCACAGAUUGUGGAUGUACAAAGACAACAAUUUUAAUUCAAAGAGAUCCUAUAAGAGUAUAAGAGUCGCGUCCCAGUGUCGGAUAAUCAUUGUAGAACCAGAUUGUACAGCUUAAACAUGAACUGCCUGAAGAUCUGCGGCUUUGUAUGUGCUCUAAUUGCGGCCUUCACGACGGCGGAGACUGCUACCCAAUUGCUGAAUGCUGGCGGCCAUACCCUCAUCCAAAUGGGACCGUACUCAGUACAUACGCAAAAACUAAAUGGAACUAAUGAAAUAACACAAAUAAAUAGUACUUAAAUAUGUGAAACAUU